AUGGCCUUGGACGACGCUGAGAGUCUUCGGCGCUUCAUCUCGCAAAUGAAGGGCCAGCCUACUCAACAUGACCAACCUGAUCAACCUGAUCAACUAGCCAACGGACACGGCCCAAGCGCUGAUACUGUCGCUGACGGUAAGCAUAUCUCUGAGGGCAACAAGUCCCAAGGAGAAGAUGCGAAAACCGCUCCACAUGCUAGAGUCGCCGCUCAGAAUCACUCCGACCAAACAUCACCAGAUCCCCACCCUAAACCAAGCCCUCAUAUCAGUGGCCUUACAGCCCCGUAUAACACACCAAAAACUGCAGCGUCGAGCCCACGCCUGCCAGCCGUUAACAAUCACAACCAAGACGUCGCCGACGCUUUCUCCGACUAUGUGAACAACAUGCAUGGCCGUCCUUUGAGCGAAUCCAUGUGGGCUCCGCCAUCUGCACGUUAUAAGCCUUCGAUGCCUAGGGGAGCACCUGCUACGAAGGUCCUAACAUCUAUCAACGCCAUUGAACCCAACCCAGCUAUGAACGAUACUUUCCAUAGGAUGUCCUUCAAAGCCGCUGACCCCAACCACAAAGUCGGCGAGAACUUGAUUGGUGACCACGUUACACAAUCUCUCUUCUCCAAGACAUCGCCUUCGUCAGUCAACAAGUCCUCACUUCUGGUGGAAAAGAUCCCUGAAGAUAAGGUAGAUGAUGUUCUUGUAAAGCCCGAAGCGGCGAGCGACGAGGCCUUCGAAUCCCCAGCUCACACUGACGUGGUCGAGAAAGAGAACGACGCACACUCAACAUCCAAGGCUUACCUACCGCCUCACUUACGGACAGUGCGGGAUUCUAGCCAGAAGUCUGAUUUCAGUACACGGGUCCCUGCCCAGAAAGCAGACGAAUUCAGUCCCUCAAAGUCAUCACCGACAGCUCCAUCUUCAGAUCAGAACCCUGCUCCCUCCGAGUCCACUGUCGAGGCUGAGACGACCGCGCCAUGCCCUGGGGGGCUUUCCCCGGAUGUGACGAGCAAAGCCGCUGACUCUAACACCGUCAAGGAUGCCGUUCGAGCUGCUACCACGGGCGUUGAACCCCAGGUCAUCACCGGUCCAGUGGGUGCGAAGCCCCUGAAAGGUGCAUCCGAGAGUGAGAAUCUUGAGCACAAGACGUUCUUCAACGCCUGGCCAGAGCUGGAGGAGAGGAGUAAACCUGGUGUGUGCUCCCACAGCUCUUCCCUUCCAGUGGUCGCUAACCCGCAAGCAGCCGCCAAGGUACGCAAGGUCAUCAUCAAAGACCUCCCUCGUGGCUCGACAGCUACCUUCGUAGCGUCGCUUGUGUACGGUGGACCCAUCGAAGAGAUCCACGUUCGCUCUUCCGCCGCUGGAGAUCUCUCAGCAGCCAUCCGGUUCAUGGACGCAGGAGACUGCAUGAGAUUCUACGAGGAGACCUCCAAUGGCCUCGUCUACCAGAAAGAUGCCAAAGGCCGCGAGCUUGUUCUAUUUGUCGAGCUCUCCCCAGAUGUCGAUGUCGUCGGUGGCUUGCUGCAGGGGUGGAUCGUUUCCGGGGUUACGCGCUGUGUACGUGCCGUGGGGGUCGAGGCGGAGUGGGACAUGGACGGACUUGUAAAGAUCGCGGAGAGAAAGAAUCGAAAGGUGGAAAAGAUUGUUGACGGGCAAAAUCCCGGCGGUGCACGUUCGGUCGUGUUCCGCUUCUGUAAAGUCGAGGACGCAGUCCAAUUCAGAGCAGCACUUUCCCGGGAUGAGGAAUGGGAGCACUGCAAUAUCCAUUACGCCGCAGACCCGUGUGCUAUCGCUGUCGGGGUGCACUUCGACGGCUAA
Messenger RNA from Letharia lupina, 1809 nucleotides. RefSeq lists its product as uncharacterized. The transcript has 3 exons. Lineage: Eukaryota; Fungi; Ascomycota; Lecanoromycetes; Lecanorales; Parmeliaceae. The record is from RefSeq and is a predicted model, not a curated record. The coding region runs from base 1 to 1809 and encodes 602 amino acids.